Coccomyxa subellipsoidea C-169 is the source of this 708-nucleotide messenger RNA. RefSeq lists its product as hypothetical. The transcript has a single exon. NCBI's taxonomy places the organism in Eukaryota, Viridiplantae, Chlorophyta, Trebouxiophyceae, Coccomyxaceae. The record is from RefSeq and is a predicted model, not a curated record. The annotation marks the transcript as partial.
CGAUGAAACUAUUUACAGAGUUGGAGUCCACAGUAAUCUCUCAGUACUUUCCACCUACCGUCAGUCUGAUGCAGUUCCAUGGGAAUCUCCCAGUCAUCUGGGACCCUGACUUCUCAAAUUUUCAUGAUAAUGCAUAUGCCUACUACUUAGUAAGCGUAUUAAGGGACACCAAAAGUUUUUUGUAAUUUGCCAGCAGUAGUGGCGCCACUGAAAUGAAUUAAUCAUUUCACGGCCAAGCGGCUUGAGCUUGGACUUCUUGGAGCCGCCCUGAAAGUUGUUAUCAUUCGCAAACGGUGUACACUCUGAAGAUACUGUGCACACGUGUUCACUGCCACCCAACUAGCACACUUAUAUGCUCGGAUCGUCAUGUCUGUAAAGCUACUUUAAAGCGGAGAAUCAUGUUCUCAGGCUGUAGGCUCUGAGCAGAGCUGACUCCCAAUACCAGUACUCUAGCUAGUGGACUACAGUGGACCCUCACCAAUCAGUUCUUGUAAAAAACUCACCAUGUCAGCCAGUUCUGUUUUCUCAACCAUUUUGUAAGAAACGUCAAGCAGCAACGUUUUAGUGUAACACAGGUGCAACAUCCUAUGCAUUUCCAAUGAUUGAAAAACUAUUGCAGCAACAAGGAUCUUCCCAGGAGCAACAUCAAGAGAUUGCCAAAUUCAGAGAAAGAUUGAUUAACUUUCAAGCAUAAAGUUGGAACAUGAG